AUCUGACCUCUAUCUCUGUCCCUUUAAAUCGUGUGUUGGCGUGUUUAUAUGCUUACCCACGUCGGCUGAGGCUUAUUUUUGGGUAGGCCUAGCCAGUGUCAAAAGAUAAUGGAACGUUAUUCUAGGGUAAUUUAGGUUAAGUAAGAGAUUUUUUUGAGUGGUGACAUCAGGGCCUACUUUGACUGUCCAAUCUUCGGCCUCAGCCGACAGUUCACUGGAUCAGUUAUUGAGGAAUAACAUGUUACUGCAAUAAAUCAUCUACAACCAUUAUUCAAAUUUACAUGAAAAUUUCAAGCAUUUCGUGAAUGGGGGGAGUCGCGCUAUCAAUUGUGUGGGGUUGACUGUAGUUUUGAAUGUUAUCUCCUACUUAAACAGUUGAAGGAGUGGGAUUUAUCACGCAGAUGGAAUUUAGCUUGUGGAAUAUGCAUGGGCCAACCCUUUGGCCAUCAGCCAGUUCAGUCAGCCGCACUCUGUACACCACAGUGAAUGGAGAGACAAUUGAAGAAAUCCAUGGAGAGCUACCUGUUGUCACAAGCGAAGAAAUACAUGCUAGUGACUUGCAAGUAGGAAUUGACACAGAAAUUACAGGAGAUAUUCAUAGUGAUCUGACAACUGAUGUACAGGAAGUAGUUGCAAAUACUAUUCAAAUGCAUGAUGGUGUUCCUGUCUCCCUUCACGCAUCAGAAGAAGUUUCUUCUAGUAUUCAUGUGACGAGUACUCAACCAGGAUAUGUUGCCAUGAAACCUGAACCAGACCUAGAUGAUCAGGUGAGUUUACUUGUCAGCCAUCAAUCUUUGGGAAUAGAUCCAAGUCUGGUUUCUGAGCCAAAUAGUAUAGUUCUUAAGGUUGAAACUACACCUCAAAAGAGGAUCAAAAUUCAAAGGCCUAGGAGACCUGCUCCUGACAGAGAAUUCCAUGACACAGAUGAUAUAAACAUAUCGCCCACAGUCCUUCCUCCUGUUGAUAAUUUGUGGAACAAUAGCAUUGUUGGGGCAAAUAUUAGUGUCAAGACAGAGAAUGUCAUAUCAUAUAUUGAUGACCCUAACAAAACUCUCACAUCAACUGGAGAGCAAAAUCUGUAUGAGCUUCCUCCAGUUGGACGUUUACCAGUGAAACAACUAGAACCACUAUCAGAUGAAUCUGAAGAUGAUGAAGAAGAUCCUAAAAUGAAUAUUGGAGAUAUGCAGAGCUCAUCUUUGUUCAACCAGCAAAGUCAUACACGAAUGGGCUCAAAAGUUGGAUUUGAGUGUGGUGAGUGUAGCUUCAUGGCUGAUACCAGACCUGGGUUGAAGAGGCAUAUAACGAUGGUGCAUCCUGCUCCUGCAACAGAUGCUAAUUUAGCUCAUGCUUUAAUGAGAAAGCUCUCUCAUUCAGCAAGCUGUCCAGUGACAGCUUGUCGGUUUAGAGCUAGUGACCGCCAUGACAUGGAAACCCAUGUGGCCAGACAUGUUGCAGAAGGCAGUGUAAAUUCAACAGCAAAGAAAAGAACAGUCCCAUCUAAUCUUCAGAGAGUCAGAUACGAACGUGAAGAAUACCGCUGUCAGAUGUGUUCUUACGCAUGUACAAUUGAAAAGGCAUUUUAUAAGCAUCUGAAAACUCAUUCAACCGGAACACCUCCUUUACCAAACAAUAAUUUAAAAAUAUCCUGUGUCAUAUGUGGCAAAGAUAGACCUACUGAAGCAGAUAUGAACAAGCACAUGCGAAAGCACAGAGAUGACAGGUUCUUUUGUUGCGACAUUUGUGUGUUUAGAACAGUUCAACUUAAAAAGCUUAUUCAGCAUCGGCGAAUGCAUACUGGAGAAAAACCUCACCUGUGUCCUCAUUGCCCUUACCGAUCUGCUCGAAGAGAUAAUUUAAGGUCACAUGUACGCCGUGUUCACAAAAAAGACAACCUAUUUUGUGAUACAUUCUCUCCCCGGGGUCUUUUGGUUGGUACUUCUUCAUCUCCUCCAUCUGGUCAUGAGUAAUAGUUUAAGUCAUAUUCACAAAUCUAGUUUUUUGGGCUCCUCUUAAGCAUAGACAGAUCCAAAGUAGAACUUUCAAACUUCAUACGACAUACAUGCUAUGAACACUUUCUUCCCUUCCUCAUGGAUGUUAAAUUUUAAGUACUGAAGUAAAUACCUAUAGCAUGAAUGUUUUAACUACUUGCUGUAUCAUACAUAAAUGUGUAAGAAUUCUGGUAAAAUCUGUAGUUAUUGAUAAUUUCCUGGUUAUUUAAUAGUAGACCACUUUGUAGUUCCAUGUUACACACUGUUUGAUUAUGGGUAUUAUUUUAGACCAUUGAUGAUGGAUGUUUACAGUCAUGAGCUCUUACUCAAUUUUGCUUUUCAAUUUGCAAAUCCCCAGGAAAUGUUUAUUAACUUCUUGUUUUUCUGAGAUUAUUAAUUAUCCCCUCAUUAUGUAUGUGGAUCACUUGAAAUCUGAAAGAUACUACUGAGUGUUUCUGAAAUUUGCUGUCACCAAUUUAUUUUGUUAGAGGGAAUUGUCAACAAUAUCAUACUCAGUGUGGAAUUAAAUUACUUGUCUAAACACAUUUAAUGUGCUUUGUUAUGUAACAUUGUUUAAUCUGUUUUGAUGGUUGGUUUUUCUGUUAUACUGUACAUUUCUUUAAUGUACCACUUAUUGAUCUUGCUUGGGUGUUCUGGAACUAUUUAACCACCAUGCUAUUGUCCCAGUCACUAUUAGUGUCAUGAAAUAUUGGAACUUAGAACUAAUUGCUUAGUUGCCAUGUGAACGUAUCCGUACUGUGUUUGUACCUGAAUUAGCUUUUAUUGCCAAUCUUCCCUUUAUUUUCUGAAUAAUUAGAAAAGGGGUAUUUCAAAUCUAUAUUAAUGCAGAUCUGUGAUCUGGCAGUUGAUCUUUUUCCUGUAAGUUGUUACAAAUGAAUAUGUGAUCAAAUCACCAAAUACUAAUUUGAUUUUCUCAUUUAAUUCAUUUUAAAUGUCGUCUUUGCUUGGCAUUGUUAGUGUUAGACUGAGUGUAAAAACAUAUGAAGACAGUGUUUCCUUUUUUCUUUUUUGCUAUGUACCUCAUGAUAAUUAAACCACAGCACUCACCAAUUUUAAUGUAAAGAGUAUGUGGUCCAAGCCCCCAUCAUAGUUUGCUUUUUUACUACUACCUAAUUUGAUUUUAUUGUUUUAAAAUUUAACAUAUCCGUAUAAUUUUUAACAGUGGAGGACCUUGACUUGCAUGUUACAGGCUAAAAAAAACUUUGGAGUAUUACUUCUGUACUUUUAAGAAUUAAUUGCUUCUGAGAAUUACAAUUUUUAAUGCAUAUCAGAUAAAAUUAUUUUGGAAAUGGAUUUUAAAAGGUGAUGAACUUAGUCAUUGUGGAUACUGUUUGAAAUGAUGGUGGGGAUAGGUAUUUUUUAUACUCUAUAAUCUUCUGCCAAUUUCGGUUCAUAGAUCUUGUAUGGUAAUACUACAACUAAGAGAGAGUGUAUAGAAAUCUGCCAAGUUAUGGUAAGGAAUCUUUAGCAACCUAUUUUUUUCUAAAUUAAAUUUUGUUGUGAUUUCAUAAUUUGUAGCAACUUUAACAAUUUCUUGUGAAAACAGAAGUGGUUUAAUGGCUACUUUCAAAUAUUGGAGAGGUGUGUGUGAUAUGGUAUGUUAGAGAUUUAUUUUUGAAAGUUUGAGUGGCAACUUUAUAUGGAGGGACCGAGGUUAAUGUGUGCUACCUCUUAGCAAUUUGUUUGUGUCAAGGUGUACAGUCUUAUGUGCAUUAUUUCGCCUUAUGCAUGAGAUCAAGAAAGUCAGUUGCUGGCAAUUUUUGAUUUGUGUCAUUACUUAAAGAAACUAAAUCUUUCUAUAUCAUCCAAACAACAUAUUCUAUACCAAAGUUAAGCAAAGGAUAAAUCUGUUAUUUCCUUCUUUUACCUUGUAACGCAUGCAUUGUGAUAUAUAUGAUUUUAGAGUAAUUGGGUGAGACUGACUGAUAUGUAAUUCAGGAGUGUCAGUUUCCUGUAAAGUGAGUGUGAUGGCACUUGCCAAAAUGAGACUUGCUCAUAACAUAGGCUCUAACGCACUCAGAUGUUGGAAUGUGAGAUGUAGUGUGGUGCUUUGUAAAUAUCUUACAAACAAAAUUGAAGUUUCUGUUAUCCUGGAUCUUUAUGUGGCUGUGAGGAACAGGAAACUCUAUUUUUAAUUAAGGAACAUUUGUUGUAUUUGAAGAUAGUUUUAUUUUCUGUUGAUAAAUCUUUUGUCACCUUAUAAGAAAAUAGUAAGGCUUUCCCUAGAUUUGGUCAAUGUUGGAGUUUUCACUGCAUUAUUUUCUUAAAAUUUGCUGGUGAAUUUAUCUCCUUGUAAACUUUAUUACAAGCAUUAACAAAAGGUUUUGUGCCAUAUUCUGUGAGAAUCUGUUAACAAAAUUUCAUAAUGGAUUGGUUUCUUUGCAAAGGAAAACCAGAGAUUUACACUAAAUAUUGACAGUUUUGUCUGUGUCUGACUUGCCAUGAGAGUCAUGUGAUUUUAAUGUGAUUGUAAGGUAAUUGGAGAGCCGAGUGAUUGUUUUAUCUAAGCAAGUAAACCCAAUUGGUAAAUGUGUAAGUAAACUGGCUGUGGCAAGAUUUCACCUAUGUGGAUGUAGGUCCAGCUGCAAAUCAAUCAUUAAUAGAAAAUGCUGCUACCAUUGUCAUGGGCUUCAUGAAUAAUAAUCUUUUUUUCUGUUCUAUAUUAUUUUUCUUCAAAGUUUUUGAGGACAAUAAUUGACUGAGUUCUUUUAACUGAGGAUUGAACAGAAAGGUUGUGCGUGUUGAUGAAGACAAUAAUGAACGGAUUAGCACAGAACUUGAUUUAAUGUUCACCAUGGCCAUGCUUAACUGUGUGCUGCUUCUGAAAAAUAUUACCUUUAAUUUCUGCUCGCUAAACAUUCCUUGUUAAAAUGGUUGUUUGUUUUUUUUAGGAAAAAACAACUAGAAACCCCUUGUAGUCAUUCCUUAAAGGAAUGUGCUUACCUGUAUGAUUGGGUUCUUGGUUGAGGUCACCAGCUUUUUACUGGAAGGGAAGCUGCCAAUAAAUGGCCAUCUUUGGUAGUUUGCAUUUUUCUGCUGAAUACCUAUAUCAUCUGCUAUUUCUAGAGUAACAAGCUAUCAUAGUUUGUAAGCAGUCUUAACUUAAAUCUGUGUCCUCUACCUUUUUCCUUUGAUUGGUAUUCAUUCAUCUGUUGCUUCAUUUUAGAGAUUUAGUACAACUCUCGUUGAUAAAAUCAGAGUGUUUACCUAUGGGAUGUCAUUUGAAUGUCUAUUUUGUGUUUUCAAUAAAGGAUUGGAAAAUCAAACAUGAA
Frankliniella occidentalis (western flower thrips) is the source of this 5281-nucleotide messenger RNA. Its product is annotated as RE1-silencing transcription factor A. Gene Ontology annotation, biological process: regulation of transcription by RNA polymerase II. Lineage: Eukaryota; Metazoa; Arthropoda; Insecta; Thysanoptera; Thripidae. Bases 402 to 1967 code for a protein of 521 amino acids. The record is from RefSeq and is a predicted model, not a curated record. The transcript is spliced from 10 exons. Gene Ontology annotation, molecular function: chromatin insulator sequence binding. Gene Ontology annotation, cellular component: chromosome.